AUGUCAAUUACUGAAAAUAAUCAUAUAUUAUAUUUAUCGAACACGUAUGAUAUAUUAUGUGAUCCAUUUUAUGAAAUUCCAACAAUAAGUGGUCGAUCAAUAGAUAAAGAUUUUCUAUCAAUCAUUAAUUUAAAUUCUGGUCAAUCCGCAUUACAACAAUCCACGUAUACAUUACGUUUAUUAAAUAUACGUUUAAUAAAAGAUUUUUUUCUUUAUUAUUUAUAUGGGUUUGAACAUAAAAAUAUAUCAUAUUUUUUAACUAUUCAACAAUCAGAUAUUUAUCAUACACGAAAAUAUAAAUUACAAACGAAAAUUUUACGUUUUUGUCAAACAUUGAAACAGUCAAUUAUUAAAAGUUAUGUGGAAAUUCCAAUAACAUGUGGAAAAAAUUAUCAUUAUUUAGUUACAGCAAAAUUUUCUAAAGAAAAUAAUAUAUUAUAUGGCAUAUUUCGUAAUACAACAUUAGCUAAUUCAUCUGACACAUCACAUGCUGUAUGUUCAUAUUCAAUUGAUUCAAUACGUGAAGCUUUUUUUCAAUCAAUAAAACGUUGUCUUGUUGAUGGAAAAGGUUAUCGUGGUUUAGGUUUUAUUAGUCCAGAUACACAUUGUGUAUCUAAUAAAAAUUUAAAUGAAAUCAAUCAUGAUUAUUGUCCAGAUAGUGAUGAUAGAUUUUUUCAAUAUCCUAUUGGUGGUCAUCGAUCAUUAGAACAAAUUGAACCGAUUAUUGAAUUAAAUGAAAAUGUCAAUUUUACAGCUAUUGAAAUUGUUUCAAUCAAUAAUGAUGUGAUGAUUUUAUUAGGAGAUGAUAAUGGAACUUUAUAUACGUUUCAUGUAUCAAAUAUGAAUGAAAUUGAUAAACAAAAUUUUCCAUCAUCAAUGAUAAUUGAUUUAAAACUAAUUAAUAAAAAACCAUUGUUAAGAAAUGCUAAUCUUCUCGUGCUUACUAAUAAUCAGAUAAUCAAACAAAAUUUAAGUACGUGUGAACAGUAUAAAACAUGUGAUCAAUGUUCAAAUGUUGGUCUUUGUCAUUGGUGUUCUAGAGAACAAAGAUGUACACCUACAUUUGAAUGUAUAAAUGCAAAUCAUAGACAUAAAAAUCUUCAUCAAAUCAACAUGUGUACAAAUAUCGAACGAGUUAUUCCAGACACAAUAUCAUUACAUUCAUCAAAUAUACAAUUAGAGAUUAUUUUUAAUAUUCCAUUACAAAAUAAUAUUGAUGAAUAUCAAUGUCAAUUUCGUUUAACAAAUGAAAAUGAAUUUUUAUUUUAUACAAAUGCUCUUCUUCUUAAUGAUAAAACAUUAAAAUGUUUACCACCUAUAUUAAAUAAUAUAAAUCAAGCCGUUUAUAAUGUUGUUUUAUCAGUAUAUCAUUUAAAAACAAAUUUUACAUUUGGACAUUAUGAUUUAGUAUUUAUAAAUUGUUCAAAUUUUCUUUCAUGUUCAUCUUGUAAUGCAUAUUCUAAUCAAUGUAUAUGGAAUCUUCAAACAGUAAAUUGUAUAUCACAUGAAUAUAAAAGAUCUUCAUUAAUUAAUCACAAACGUCUAAUAAAAAAUUCUCAUCAAUGUCCACUUAUUUAUUUACAACAAUCAAUAAAUCGUCUUGCUUAUAACAAUAAUAAAAUAUUAAUUAUACAUAUAGAACAAUGUAAUGAAGACAUAAAUAUUAAUUCAUGUUUUGAACGUGUCUAUCCUCUUUUAAUUCAAUGUUCUCCAUCAACAAAUUAUACACGUUUGGAUGAAAAUGGUGAUAACUCUCGACAAAUUAUAUCUGAUGCAGUUAAUUGUGAGAAAUUACGUGAUCAAGCAUUUAAUAAAAUUUUUGAACAUCAUGUUACAAUACAAAUACGUUCAUCAUCUAUAGGUUAUUCAUUAAAUCGUAAUCAUAUAUAUUGUCUUUUUUCUUCUGAUCAAUAUGCUAUAAUAUGUGCAUCGAAAUUAGUUAAUGAACAACAACAUCCACCAUAUAAUCAACUAGUACAAUCAAAUGAAGAUCUUAAUCCAUUAUCAAGGUUUUAUUUUGAACAUUUUCUUAUAUUUCUUAUUGAUUAUUCGCGUGGUGUUAUAUGUCAACAACUUGAAUUUCAAUUUGAUCGUAUUGGUUUAACAAUAUAUAAGUCAACAUUAGCUAUAUUAUCAAUUCAACAUCAAAAAUUACAUUUAUAUCAUAUUGAUGAAAAAAAUGGAAAAUUAAUCGAAUUGUUAACUGUAGGAAAAUUCGCUCAAACAAAAGAAGAAUUUUUAUAUAAAUAUAGUUUACCUAAACAUUUAUUAACAAUGUCACCACGUUUAUUAAAUAAAAAAAAUUUUAAAAGAAAUUCAUCAUCAAUGUUUGAUAAAUGGGAAGAUAAUGAAACUGGUGGUCAACAAAGAAAACGUGUUCGUGAUCAUUUCAGCGAAAAUCAGAACAGUGAUUCUUCAUCAUCACGUUUAUUAUCACAUAAUGGAAGUUCAUUUGUUCGAGAAGAACUUCAUCGACCAUUUACUCCACCUCCAACUAGAAUACCAUUAAAUAAUACUGAGGAACAACAAACGAAUUUCAAUCCUAUCGCCGAAACUAAUAAUUUACCUGCAAAUUUAGCUCAAUCGAUAUUUCAACGUGAAAAUCGACCUAUCAGACGAGAUUUUCUUACGUAUCCGGCUGGUGCAACAUCAUCAGGUAAUUUACAUAAACAGUCAAUUUUUUAA
Rotaria sp. Silwood2 is the source of this 2685-nucleotide messenger RNA. Lineage: Eukaryota; Metazoa; Rotifera; Eurotatoria; Philodinida; Philodinidae. The record is from the annotation of a GenBank genome assembly.